Molecule: messenger RNA, 1823 nt
Organism: Nothoprocta perdicaria
Lineage: Eukaryota; Metazoa; Chordata; Aves; Tinamiformes; Tinamidae
Gene: PLD3
Product: phospholipase D family member 3
Exons: 8
Coding region: 1-1578 (525 amino acids)
Molecular function (GO): catalytic activity
Source: RefSeq, a predicted model, not a curated record
AUGAGUUGUCAUUGCAUCAAGCUGCUGUUGCAGCGAUCUGUCUUGCAUCGAACUGUCGUUGCAACGAGCUGCCGUUGCAUCGAACUGUCUUGCAACAAGCUGCCGUUGCAACGCGCUGCCAUUGCAUCAAGCUGCCGUUGCAACGAUCUAUCUUGCAUCGAGCUAUCGUUGCAUCGAACAGUUGCUGCAACGAGCUGCCGUUACAUCAGGCUGCCGUUGCAACGAUCUACCUUGCAUCGAGCUAUCGUUGCAUCGAGCUGUCGCUGCAACGCGCUGCCAUUGCAUCAAGCUGCCGCUCCACCGAGCUAUCGUUGCGUCAAGCAGUCGCUCUAUCGCCCGUGUAGGAUCGUGCUCGUGGAGAGCAUCCCCGAGGGCAUGCCGUACGGCGGCAGCGGCCCCACGAACCCCUCCACCUUCGACACGUGGAGGAGCCUCCUGAGCAGCGCCACGCACAGCCUGGACAUCGCCGCCUUCUACUGGACCCUCACCAACGAGGACACGCACACGCAGGAGCCCUCGGCCGCCGCGGGUGAGCAGAUCCUGCAGGAGCUGCUGGCGCUGCCAGCGCGCGGCGUCUCCGUGCGCGUCGCCGUCAACACCCCGUCCACCAAGACACCUUUGCACGAUCUCCAGGCGCUGCAGCAGAGCGGGGCCGCGGUGCGGGCGGUCGACAUGCCGCGGCUCACCGGCGGGGUGCUGCACACCAAGCUGUGGCUCGUGGACGGCGCCCACCUCUACAUCGGCAGUGCCAACAUGGACUGGCGCUCGUUGACGCAGGUCAAGGAGCUCGGCACGGCCGUCUACAACUGCAGCUGCCUGGCCCAAGACUUGGCCAAGGUCUUUGAAGCCUACUGGGCCCUGGGUGUUCCCGAUGCCACCGUGCCGGUGCCAUGGCCAGCCAACUACUCCACCGCUUUCAACAUGGAAAGGCCCCUCGAGCUGCAGCUCAACGGGACACUGGCUGGUGUCUUCUUCUCGAGCGCCCCGCCGGCUCUCUGCGCCCCGGGGCGCACCGAGGACCUGCGUGCGCUGCUCGGCGUCAUCGACGCGGCCCGCGAGUUCGUGUACGUCGCCGUCAUGAGCUACCUGCCCACCAUGGAGUUCUCACACCCCCGCAGGUUCUGGCCGCUGAUCGAUGACCACCUCCGCAAGGCCGUCUACGAGCGCCACGUGCGUGUCCGGCUGCUCGUGGGCUGCUGGCGCCACAGCAAGGCCGAGAUGUUCCCCUUCCUCCGGUCCCUGGCCGCCGUGUCCGACAACGGCACGCGCUACAGCAUGCACGUGAGGCUCUUCACGGUGCCAGCCAGCACAGCGCAAGCCAAGAUCCCCUACGCCCGCGUGAACCACAACAAGUACAUGGUCACCGAGACGGUGGCUUAUAUUGGGACCUCCAACUGGUCCGGGGAUUAUUUCACCCGCACGGCGGGCUCGGCGCUCGUGGUCAACGAGACGGGCGGCGUUGGCGCGGCCUCGGUGCGCGCGCAGCUGCAGGCCGUGUUUGAGCGCGACUGGAGCUCGCCGUACAGCGCCGACGUGGGCGACGUGCAGCGCUGGCAGCGCCUCUGCGGCUCCCACUAGGCUCCGGGGGUGCCGGGUGCUCCGCAAGCGGCUUUUCCUCCGUCAGGGAAGCGAGUUCGGAGUGAGCAGCGCGCCGGUUUACCCCUCCGGUUCUGCAGGGAAGGAUUUAAGAGCAGCAGGGAAGGAUUUAAGAGCAGCCGCCGGCUUGAGCUUCGCGGUGCGAUGCCAGCAGCGCGGCGCUGGUGCCUUCUCUUGGACAGUGCCACACGUCACCGUUUGGUUAAAAUUAAAUGGAGGGCUUUGCG